GGUUACUGCGAGUGUUGGCGGGAGGGAGCUGUUCCUGCAUUUUCUGGAGCGAGUCUUCUGACUGCUUUUAGUUAGAACUCCAGUGCCCCUCGGCGGGCCGCGGCCUUUGAAAAUGCGCGCGCCCUAAACGCUGCGGCGGUUACGCUGUUGGCGGGAGGGAGCUGAGCCUGCACUUUCCGGACUAGGUGUCCAGACAGCUUUGAGCCAGCCCGUCACUUUCACCUUUUUACCCGAGCGUGCGAGCGUGGUAAGGGAAAGCCUGGCCGACUCGAAGGUGGUUGGCAGACUGGGGGUCAGGGGUGGAGCAUCGAGGACCUGAGGGGAGGGUCGCGGACGGGAGGGACGGGGACGAGAGGGAGGCUGCCUCCACUGGAGGACCUGGAGGAGAUCUGCGGGGAAGAACAGCAAACUGAGGGACCUAACGUGAUUGCUACAAUGGAAGGAAUUAAUAAUUUCAAGACGCCAAACAAAUCUGAAAAAAGGAAAUCUGUAUUAUGUUCCACUCCAUGUGUAAAUAUCCCUGCCUCUCCAUUUAUGCAGAAGCUUGGCUUUGGGACUGGGGUCAGCGUUUACCUAAUGAAAAGAUCUCCAAGAGGGUUGUCUCAUUCUCCUUGGGCCGUGAAAAAGAUAAGUCUUUUAUGCGAUGAUCAUUAUCGAACUGUGUAUCAGAAGAGACUAACUGAUGAAGCUAAGAUUUUAAAAAACCUUAAUCACCCAAACAUUAUAGGAUAUCGUGCUUUUACUGAAGCCAGUGAUGGUAGUCUGUGCCUUGCUAUGGAGUAUGGAGGUGAAAAGUCUCUGAAUGACUUAAUAGAAGAGCGGAACAAAGACAGUGGAAGUCCUUUUCCAGCAGCUGUAAUUCUCAGAGUUGCUUUGCACAUGGCCAGAGGGCUAAAGUACCUGCACCAAGAAAAGAAGCUGCUUCAUGGAGACAUAAAGUCUUCAAAUGUUGUAAUUAAAGGUGAUUUUGAAACAAUUAAAAUCUGUGAUGUAGGAGUCUCUCUGCCAUUGGAUGAAAAUAUGACUGUGACUGAUCCUGAGGCCUGUUAUAUUGGUACUGAGCCAUGGAAACCCAAGGAAGCGUUGGAAGAAAAUGGCAUCAUUACUGACAAGGCAGAUGUGUUUGCUUUUGGCCUUACUCUGUGGGAAAUGAUGACUUUAUGUAUUCCACACGUCAAUCUUCCAGAUGAUGAUGUUGAUGAAGAUGCAACCUUUGAUGAGAGUGACUUCGAUGAUGAAGCAUAUUAUGCAGCUCUGGGGACAAGGCCAUCCAUCAACAUGGAAGAGCUGGAUGACUCCUACCAGAAGGCCAUUGAACUCUUCUGUGUGUGCACUAAUGAGGAUCCUAAAGAUCGCCCGUCUGCUGCACACAUCGUUGAAGCUUUGGAACUAGAUGGCCAAUGUUGUGGUCUAAGCUCAAAGCAUUAACUUGUAUGGGAACUGUUAACUAGAUAUAUGUAGUUAAUAUAACUUAUGGUAGCUAGAUUCUAGAAGUAGCUUUAACACUAGUGACCCCUGUCUAAGAUGACUUAAGAAUCAAGGGACCAUUGCUUUGUUACAGAUCUUUUUAGAUAUUCUUGCUUCUUUAGUGGGUUACUAAAAAUUUCACUACGUACAUGUGGUACAGAUAUCUGUCUGCUCAUAGUGUCAGUCCUUCAGCUGGCCUGUCAGCCCAUGCGCCCUGGGACUUGAGAAGAGUUCAUAAACGUAGCUCCUAGGGUGUCUUGCCUCUCUACACUUAGCUUCUAAUUUAUUACUUUGUUUCUACUGAUUGUGUCUUAAGUCUUUUAAAAUAAAUGUAAGAAUAAACAAUAAAAGACAGUUUUAGUACCAGGCA
This is a messenger RNA of Mus musculus (house mouse), 1837 nucleotides long. It is a transcript of the gene Pbk, whose product is annotated as PDZ binding kinase. Gene Ontology annotation, molecular function: ATP binding; protein serine/threonine kinase activity; protein tyrosine kinase activity. The record is from RefSeq and is marked validated. Gene Ontology annotation, biological process: MAPK cascade. Bases 436 to 1428 code for a protein of 330 amino acids. Lineage: Eukaryota; Metazoa; Chordata; Mammalia; Rodentia; Muridae. Gene Ontology annotation, cellular component: nucleus. The transcript is spliced from 8 exons.